AUGGCUUUGUGUGAAAGGCGUUCAUGAACGCAAGAGGUGACUUCUAUAUAGGAAGACCAAGCAAUAAUUGCGCUAGUCCACGAGCAUGGGAUCAGGAAAUGGACUCUCAUUUCACAGCUGCUGCAAGACAAAUACCACCAAAAUCGGACAGGCAAACAAUGCCGCGAGCGUUGGCACAACCAUCUUGAUCCAGAAAUCAAUAAAAAGGCAUGGUCAGAAGAAGAAGAUAAAGUCCUUUUUGAGGCUCACAAGCAGCAUGGAAACCGAUGGGCGGAUAUAGCUGCCCUCUUGCCUGGCCGUACUGAUAAUUCAAUCAAGAACCAUUUUUAUAGUGCUUUAAGGAGAAACCUGAAAAAAUAUAAUAAAACAAAGCCCCAUGCAGAAAGACUCACAGGAUCCGUUAGAACAAUUCUUAGGAAUCCUAAUAUAGCGGAGCUUCUUUUGCAGCAAGAAGCCCCAGCAAGGCCUCCCAAAGAUAAAUCAAAUCUCCCUGCCAAAGAAAAGAAAGUUAAAAUAAUCCCGAACGAUUUUGUUGCGUAAAUUCUAUGCAGGAGAAGAUCUGGCAGAAUUAAAACCAAGCAAGAAGAAAUGCAGUCAAAUGAAACUGAUGAGUCCAGUGAUGAAUCUGAUGAAGAAACUGUGGAGAAAAAAAUCGAAAUUAAUGUAAUUCCACCUUCUUCAGAAGAAGACCCAGCAGUCAGUGAAGAAAAAGAGACUGCAAAAUCUGACGGAGAGCUUUCAGAUGAAGCGCCUUUUUUGCUCUAUAACUUAUCCAAACCAUCAGAAGAACCAAAAGUCGAAAAUGAUCUUCAAAUUCCUGCUUCUGUGAUGGAACACAAACUGCCUCCUUAUUUCAAAGCUUUCCUAGCAUGCCCGCCUGCCAGCUCUCAGAGUGCCCCUUUUAUGAACUCUACAAUCUCAAAUUUCAUGCAGUCUCUCAGACCAUCAGGACAUUUCGUUCAAGGUUUUCAUGGACUACUCCACAAUUCAGCACAGCCGAGCCCUCAGAGGAGAGGUUUCACUCUGAAUUAUGGCCACUAUGGGGAUCUUGGAAGAUAUUCCUAA
This is a messenger RNA of Blepharisma stoltei, 1065 nucleotides long. The record is from the annotation of a GenBank genome assembly. NCBI's taxonomy places the organism in Eukaryota, Ciliophora, Heterotrichea, Heterotrichida, Blepharismidae.